UCGACCUUGUGGCAUGCCGCUCUACAGCAAAGCUAGCAGCACCACAAAAAAUGGAGGCCAGCCAUGCUCCAACUCUUCACACGGCUAAUGUCUCCCGUCGGACCACCAUGAACCGUGUAUUUGCGGUGGUUUAUGCGAUGGCCAUAAUGGCCUUGCUCUAUCGCCAUGCACUCACCCUCCACCUCCAUUCCACCACUGUGUCGUCCUUCUUUAUCUAUCUCUGCUUGCUUAUCUCUGACCUUGUUCUCGCUUUCAUGUGGACGAUGUUGCAGUCUAUUCGUAUGCGUCCGGUUUACCGGAAAGAAUUCCCCGAAAACAUCAAGAAACUGGUGAGAGAAUCUGAGUUUCCGGCGCUAGACGUGUUCAUAUGCACGGCGGAUCCAUAUAAGGAACCGCCUAUGAGGGUAGUGAAUACAGCGUUAUCGGUGAUGGCUUAUGAUUAUCCGACGGAGAAGGUUUCGUUGUAUGUUUCCGACGAUGGAGGCUCAGCUCCGACCCUUUUCGCUUUGAUGGAGGCUGCAAAGUUUGCCAGCCACUGGUUGCCCUUUUGCAGGAAGAACAAUGUGGCAGAGCGGUGCCCUGACGCUUAUUUUGCUGCCAAUCAUUUUUCUUCCAGUUCUGAUUCUGAAACUCACAAAAUAAAGAUUUUAUAUGAAAGCAUGAAAGUGAAGGUGGAAAACGUGGUUGAGAGAGGGAAAGUUGGUGAGGAAUACAUAGUCCAUGAACGAGAUCUCCAAGCGUUCAGCAAAUGGAAUACUCCUGAAUUCACCCGCCAUGAACAUCCCACUGUCAUUCAGGUUAUAUUAGACAGCAGCAGAGACAAAGACAUCACAGGUCAUGUAAUGCCAAACCUUAUCUAUGUCUCUAGAGAGAAAAGCAGGACUUCUUCACACCAUUUCAAAGCUGGUGCUCUUAAUGUUCUCCUUCGAGUAUCGGCUGCCAUGACCAAUGCACCAGUGGUCCUGACCUUAGACUGUGACAUGUAUUCCAAUGAUCCUCAAACUCCUCUACGAGUCCUCUGUUACUUGUCAGACAAGAAUCUUCGACCCGAACUUGGCUAUGUUCAGUUCCCUCAGCGGUUUCCUGGGAUCAACAAGAAUGAUAUCUAUGCUUGUGAGGUCAAAAAUAUUUUUCAAAUCACCGCGGUUGGAAUGGAUGGCUUAGCAGGGCCAAGUUAUUAUGGAACUGGUUGUUUAUUUUCCAGACGUGUUUUCUGUUGUGGACCUUCCGCUUUCGUGCCGCCGGAGAUUCCUCGACUGCAUCCGGAAAGUGUUGUGGAGAAACCAAUUCAGUCCCCUGAAGUUUUGAAGUUGGCUCAUAAUGUGGCUGGUUACAAUUAUGAAAAGCAGACUCAUUGGGGAUUCAAGAUUGGUAUGAGAUAUGGAUCAUUGGUGGAGGACUAUUUCACAGGGUAUCGUUUGCAGUGUGAGGGAUGGAAUUCCAUAUUUUGCAACCCAGAAAGAGCUGCAUUUUAUGGGGAUGCACCAAUCAGCCUUGUUGAUGUGCUAAAUCAGCACAAAAGGUGGGCCAUAGGCCUUCAUGAGGUGGCUUUAUCUAAAUAUUGUCCUGUAACCUAUGGGACUCAGGCAAUGGGUCCUCCAAUGGGUUUUGCUUAUGGCUAUUAUGCAUUUUCGUCCACUUUGCUCAUUCCAAUUACUGUAUAUGCCUUCCUUCCCCAAUUAGCUCUCUUCAAUGGAAUCACCAUCUUCCCAAAGGUUUCAGACCCAUGGUUUUUGUUGUAUGCAUUUCUUUUUGUUGGAGCUUAUGGUCAGGAUUUAUUGGAUUUUUUGGUACAUGGAGGAACAGUCCAAAGGUGGUGGAAUGACCAGAGGAUGUGGCUAAUUAGGGGACUUUCAUGCUUUUGGUUUGGAUCUACUGAAUAUUUUUUGAAAUCUUUAGGAAUUUAUACACAUGGUUUUAAUGUCACAAGCAAAGUUCUGGAUGAUGAACAGAGAAAAAGAUAUGAACAAGAGGUGUUUGAGUUUGGAGUUCAAUCACCCAUGUUUGUUCCUUUGACAGUGGCUGCAUUUGCUAACUUUGGUGCAUUUUUUGGGGGGAUUUUGGGAGUUUUUAGAGGAAGCAAUGACCUAGAAGAGCUCCUUGUGCAGAUUUUUAUAGCAGGUUUUGGUAUGCUGAAUAGCUGGCCUGUUUAUCAUGGUUUGCUUAUGAGGGGUGAUAAAGGAGGAGUUCCCAUAAAAAUCACUUUGAUUUCUAUGGUUCUUGCCUUUUUUGUUACUUUAGCAUUUUCCUUUUUUUGUGAGUUUUCCCUUUCCUAGUUUUCUUUAUUGUUCUGUUUUUUGUUGUUUAAUGGUUAAUUAAUAAAAGGCCAUUAUUGAAUAUAAUUAUUCGGUAGGGUUAAUAAGAAAGCUUUUAUAAAUUUUUGCAAGUCAUUUUGUAAUUAUAAUAAUACAAUGGUACAAUAUUAGUUGCAACAUGUUAAUCAGAGUAAUAUGGCCUUAAUUGCAACAUGUUUUUGCUU
Molecule: messenger RNA, 2479 nt
Organism: Ziziphus jujuba (common jujube)
Lineage: Eukaryota; Viridiplantae; Streptophyta; Magnoliopsida; Rosales; Rhamnaceae
Product: cellulose synthase-like protein G3
Exons: 7
Coding region: 51-2276 (741 amino acids)
Biological process (GO): plant-type primary cell wall biogenesis; cellulose biosynthetic process
Cellular component (GO): plasma membrane; trans-Golgi network
Molecular function (GO): cellulose synthase (UDP-forming) activity; mannan synthase activity
Source: RefSeq, a predicted model, not a curated record